CCGGCCAGCACUAUCCGAUUAGAGUAUUAUUUACUUGAAGAAGCGUGGCUCUCGCCGUCGUCUGCUAAACGGGAGUCCCUUAUAUCUUCGGCUCCUCCUUUUCCUGCGAUUUGUUUUGGAGAAAACGAAGCGGAAGAAUGCUACCAACGCCCAGGCCCUUGUUCCGGACAAAGUAUGAGCGAAAACCAUGUGAUCCACCGAAACUUCGCAAAACUCGAAUAUAUAGCUUGGCUGGUCUUGGCGGGUUUGUCCGUGAGUUAUGUGUUUGGCUAUAAUAUAGCACCAGUGGGUCGUUCAUUCAAGUCUAAAGAUUGGUUUAUCCUCCAGCUAAGUCGUUUCACACUAUUGGAGCAUAUAAUAUUCUUUCCGUAUAUAGUUGUUCGUGAAUGUUCUAAAGUUAAUAGGCAUGAUUUGUUGCCUUUUGUAUUAUUACGUUUCUGUACUUAAUUUAGGAAAGAAUAAUUGUAUAUUAGCUAGUAUCGUGACCCAUGUACAGACACACGAAAAUAGGGAAAUCCUUUUCCAAUCUUUGUACGUUUCUAUAUGGUAUCAGAGCAGAGUGUCACAGACCUCUGAACUUUGCCUUUUUCGAUUCCAGUAUACUCUCGACAGAAGAGCUAAUCACUCAUGGCCAACGAUGGACAACUGGAGAACAACGACGGACGCAUGAACGGGAAAAGUGAGCCGGUGCGACGGAAAGUGAAUGAUCCGGCGUCUCCUUAUUAUUUACACAGUUCUGAUUACCCAGGCAUGCAUAUCUCAGGAAUCACCCUCCGAGGAGAAUCAAAUUUCCGAGAAUGGGUGACGGCGAUGAAGAAUGCUUUCCGCGCUAAGCAGAAGAUUGGAUUUCUCGACGGAACGAUCAAACGGCCGGAUUCCGGUGAUGACGACCUCGAAGAUUGGAUGAUUGUAAACUCCAUGAUGGUUGGCUGGAUUAUGACUGCAAUUGAUCCAGCGCUCCGAACAAAUGUGACAUAUAUGGACGAUGCCAUCGAUCUGUGGGAAGACCUCAAACUGCGGUUCGAUGUCGGCGACGCCAUGAAGGUGCAUGAACUCAAGGAGAGCAUACGAGCUUGUAGACAAGGUGGGGAACCUGUGACACUGUACUUUGGCAGAUUGAAACAAUUGUGGGAUGAGUAUGUUGGUUACUGCUUCGUGCCAACCUGUACGUGUGGAGGAUGUAAGUGUGAUUUGGAAAAAAAAAAUUCUUUAAACACAUUGAAAAUGAAAAGACGCACGAUUUUUUGUUGGGACUUGAUAGCCAUACCUUUGGCACGUUGCGUUCGAAUAUACUAGGGUUAGACGAGCUGCCCGUCCUCUCCAAAGUAUACCACAUGAUCGUUCAGGAAGAGCGUCAUCACAAUAUGAUCAAAGGAAGGGAGCAGCCACCAGAGGCACCGGUGUUUGCCGCACGCAGCAGUUCUCAGGUACAAACCGAUGCUCAACAACCCCCGGAGGGAAUGGCAUUUGCAGCACGCAGUAGUUCUCGAGGCAGUCCUUCCGAUGCUCCCAUGAUUUGCACUUUUUGUAAAAAGGAAGGUCAUUCUGUGAACAAUUGUUUCAAAAAAACUGGGAUUUACCCGGACUGGUGGUUUGAUAAUCCUAGACGUGGCCGGGGGAAAGGGCGUGAGAAAAAGAAUCCUGGACGCGGAAAACCGAUGGCUCUUGCUCAUGCAGUACAGUUGACGGAGCUGGAAGAUGGUGGCAUCAAGGUUGGAGUGGAGAAGGAGAAUGCUCCUGGACGUGUUAUUACUGAUGAACAAUGGAACUCUUUUCUCAAGUUAAUUAAUAGCAGUAAGAUAGCUAGUUCCAAUGAAAAACUUUCAGGUCCUACCUUCGAAGAUGCCGAUUGGAGUGGGUAAGCUACGUGGGGGGGGGGGGGGUGUACUACUUUCACGGAAUAAAGACAGAGUCUGCUCAUCGGGUUACUAUCAAGGAGACUCAAGAGCUUUGGCACUCACGUUUGGGUCAUCCUUCUCAUAGAGUGUUAAAGUCUUUAUUUCAUUUCAAUAAUUCUGCUACUAUUUCUAGUUAUUGUGAUGCUUGUGUUCGUGCCAAAAAGACAAGGGAUAUUUUUCUACAUAAUAAUGCACGUGCUUCUAAUCCGU
Molecule: messenger RNA, 2108 nt
Organism: Cuscuta epithymum
Lineage: Eukaryota; Viridiplantae; Streptophyta; Magnoliopsida; Solanales; Convolvulaceae
Source: the annotation of a GenBank genome assembly